Messenger RNA from Habropoda laboriosa, 1638 nucleotides. RefSeq names its product U4/U6 small nuclear ribonucleoprotein Prp4 (gene U4-U6-60K). The record is from RefSeq and is a predicted model, not a curated record. The coding region runs from base 1 to 1578 and encodes 525 amino acids. Gene Ontology annotation, cellular component: U4/U6 x U5 tri-snRNP complex. The transcript is spliced from 4 exons. Gene Ontology annotation, biological process: mRNA splicing, via spliceosome. NCBI's taxonomy places the organism in Eukaryota, Metazoa, Arthropoda, Insecta, Hymenoptera, Apidae. Gene Ontology annotation, molecular function: protein binding; U4 snRNA binding; U6 snRNA binding.
AUGUCGGACGACGAGGAUUUGGUUUAUGUCAAGAAACAGAAGACUGUUCAUUAUGGAUCUUUGGAGGAAGCAGAGCGUGCGAGGUUGGCCGCUGUGGCGGAAUCUUCCGAAGAAGAAAAAGAUGCCGCUAAUUUGGGAGAUAGUAUCAAUACCGUUGUCACUUUGGCAAAUGUGCAUAUAUCUAAUGAAUAUAUGGAAUUGGAAGAUGAGAUGUCCAAAGACAGACAAGCUCUUUUAGAAGAAUUUGAACGUAGAAAGAAAGCUCGUCAAAUUAACGUGUCCACGGAUGACUCAGAGGUAAAGAAGAAUUUGAGGCAACUAGGCGAACCUAUUUGCCUAUUUGGUGAAGGACCUGCAGACAGAAGAACAAGAUUAAGAGAAUUAUUGGCUAAUCUGGGAGAGGAUGCAAUUAAGAAAAAGCAUGAAGAAGAGGACAAACCAUCUCAUCCUAUUGAAAGAGAUACAGAAACAACAUGGUAUCACGAAGGGCCAGAAUCUCUUCAAAUAGCUCGCUCUUGGAUAGCUUCAUAUUCAUUGCCCAGAGCAAAGGGUAGAUUGGAUAAAGCAAGGCACGAUCUGGAAUUGCCAACUGCCACACGUACUGCACGCCGUCAGGAACUUCUGAAGAAACUACAAGCAUUGACAAUUUAUUGCUCCCAAAUUGGAGACACUAGGCCAAUUUCUUUCUGCCAAUUCAGUCCAAACUCCAAACUGUUUGCUACAGCUUCAUGGUCAGGCUUGUGCAAAUUAUGGUCUGUACCUGACUGUACUCUGUUAAGAACACUUAAAGGGCAUACUUGUAAUGUUGGCUGCAUUGUUUUUCAUCCAAAAGCUACUAUUACUGAACAGGUGGUAGGGGAUACAGCUGGGCAGAGCUGUGUACUGGCAUCCUGUGCUGCUGAUGGAUCUGUAAAAUUAUGGAGUGGUGGAUCAGGUGAGGAACCCUUGGCUGAAGUAGAAGGUCACGAGCCACACAGAGUUGCAAGGUUAGCAUUUCACCCUUCUGGUAGAUUUCUUGGUACAUGUUGUUAUGAUGCAUCUUGGAGACUUUGGGACUUGGAGCAGCAAGCAGAAGUUCUACACCAGGAAGGUCACGCUAGAGCUGUGCACUGUAUCAGUUUUCAGUGUGACGGUAGUGUAAGCGCCACAGGUGGUCACGACUCGUUCGGUAGGGUAUGGGAUCUUCGCACAGGACGGUGUAUAAUGUUUAUGGAGGGCCAUUUGAAAUCUAUUUUCGGUAUAGACUUUUCCCCGAAUGGGUUCCACAUAGCGACAGCGAGCGAGGAUAAUACUUGUAAGAUAUGGGACUUACGAAAGAGGUCUUGCGUAUACACGAUACCUGCGCAUACCAACUUAUUAUCGGAUGUGAAAUACCAAAGGAUAGAGGGACAAUACCUGGUCACAGCGUCAUACGACAAUACUGCGAAAAUAUGGUCGAACAAAACUUGGCAACCGCUUAAAACAUUACCAGGACACGACGGUAAAGUGAUGUCCGUGGAUAUUUCGCCGGAUCACAAAUUUAUCGGGACCACUUCCUACGAUCGGACGUUUAAAUUGUGGGCCCCGGAGAAUAUGUAAAAAGACUCGAUUAAAUAAAUUGUUAUUUAAAGUGAACCGCACUUUAAGGGAGAGCCUACC